CAAAAAUUCGAAAAGUGGGGUAGGGCAGAGGAAACUAGUAUCUGAGGGGCUAGACGCUUGUAUUUGUGAUGUUAUAACUUCGGCGCCGGUUUCUUAUUCUUAACAUAUUUAUUCUUUUGACUCUGUUGAGUUGGUUGAUGUUACGGAUGAGUUUGUUGGCUAGGUGUUUGUUUUGGUGAUACACAUUGUGUACUUUGUGAGUUACGGAGAGGUGAAGUUAAAUGAUGUGGAUUACUGAAAAUGUGUCCGUGUGAAUUACGAAAAAACUCUGAAUUGCACGAUUCACGAAAAGAGCCAUUGACGACAAAAUGACUGAUUCAAGAGAUGAAGAUGGUAGUUUGGUUGUCGUAGUUAUUGAUCUCAAUCCUUCUCCUCAAAUGAUAAAAGAUGGGGAGUGCAUCAUACCUCGUUUUUUAGAUGCAAUUAUAUCUUUCUGUAAUUCUCAUCUUAUGUUGAGUCCAUUGAACAAGCUAGCCAUUAUAGGUUGCCAUACACGUCAAAGUUGUUUUUUGUAUCCACUUCCGCCUUCAUCAAAUACUGAAGAUAUCAGACCUGUAGAUGGCCAGUAUGAAUUAUUUGCAUGUGUGAAAAAUGCUGUUCAUACUAAUGUUAAGAACCUGAUUUUACAAAGGUUUGAACUAGUUGAUCGAUCUGGUUGCUCUAGGUUUCAAAUCUUUUGA
Messenger RNA from Stegodyphus dumicola, 680 nucleotides. It is a transcript of the gene Tfb4, whose product is annotated as transcription factor B4. Gene Ontology annotation, biological process: regulation of DNA-templated transcription; nucleotide-excision repair. NCBI's taxonomy places the organism in Eukaryota, Metazoa, Arthropoda, Arachnida, Araneae, Eresidae. Gene Ontology annotation, cellular component: transcription factor TFIIH holo complex; transcription factor TFIIH core complex. The record is from RefSeq and is a predicted model, not a curated record.